AUGGAGAAGAAAGCAAAACAGCUGAAGAUACUAGUAGUUGCCCUCGCUUCUUUAACAGCUCUUUCAGUCUUCUUCCUCGCGCGAAAACGAAGACGCCGAAAGCAGAAGUGCCCCCAAAGUCGGUGUUAUUUACGAGCCGACCACACCAAGCCACAGUGCGGAUUCAAGCGUGUCUUAGCUGAUAAUACAUACUCUCCGUUCAAGCAUUUAAACCUCCUCAACGACCCUCAAGAAGAUAAGACUUGGAAUUCGCAUCCAUACGAGGCGGAAGUCACUGCCUUGAUUGAAAGUCCUCGGCUUGAGCUUCAGUGCAUUACGGUGAAGAAUGUGGAUUUGAAAAAACUGAGUGAGUUGUACGUUUGGGUUGAGACUGAGUCGCAGUUGAAGGAACUCGUUGAGGUUUUGAGUAAAGAGAAGGUUUUUGGCGUUGAUACUGAGCAGCAUAGCUUAAGAUCCUUUUUGGGUUUCACAGCUUUAGUGCAGAUUUCUACUGAGAAAGAAGAUUAUUUGGUGGACACGAUUGCUCUGCGUGAUUGCAUGAGCCUUCUUCGGCCAGUUUUUGCGGAUGCUAGUAUCUGUAAGGUGUUCCAUGGGGCAGAUAGUGAUGUUCUCUGGCUACAAAGGGAUUUCCAUAUUUAUGUUGUUAAUCUCUUCGAUACCUCAAAGGCUUGCGAAGUGUUGUCAAAACCACAGAAAUCAUUGGCUUAUUUACUUGAAUCUUACUGUGGAGUAGUCACAAACAAAUUGUUACAGCGCGAAGACUGGAGGCAACGACCCUUGUCAACAGAAAUGGUGCAAUAUGCUCGAACAGAUGCACACUAUUUACUGUAUAUUUCACGCUGUUUAAUUGCUGAGCUGGAAAUACUGGAUAACGAAAACUCCUGUUCCAAUGACAAAUUCCAUUUUGUUCUCGAGGCUAGUCGGCGUUCAAACUUGAUGUGUUUGCAACUGUACACUAAAGAGAUAGAAGCUUCUCCUGGAGAGUCUGCUGCAUCAUCAAUUUUUAGCCGCCAUUUGAACGGACGAAGAGGAAUUUCAUCAGUUUCUUGUGAAAUCCAGGGUGCUGUGAGCAAAUUAUGCGCAUGGAGAGAUUUAAUGGCUCGUGUACAUGAUGAGAGCUUGAGAUAUGUAAUAUCAGAUCAAGCUAUUGUUGCCCUUGCAGAUACAGCUCCAACGACCCCUACAGAAAUAUUAGCUACCAUUGCUCAAGCUGAUUCUAAUGUGGAUUCAAGUUUGAGUUCAGGCCUCUCAUCUCCAUCCCCUGUUGUUUGCAGCCAUUUGGAUGAUCUUUAUCAUCUGCUCCAGAACAAAAUUGGCAACGCUGAUGAUUUCUUUCCCCUGAUUCUUCAAAACUGCCUGGGUACAAAUGGGAGUUGUCCACUGUCUAUCUUCAAUUAUGCUUUGCUGAUUAAGUGUAAUCUGAAAAUGACACAAGUUUCUAGACAAAAUGGGGUCAGAUACUCAAAGAAAGUUGCUCGAAAAACUUCUCGGCAGCUGUUUGUUCAAAAAUUUUCCUGCAAAGCUCCAGUUUAUCAUAAUUGCAGGAUCUAUGCAGAUGAUGGGCGGUUGCUUUGUUACUGUGACCGCAGGAAGCUUGAAUGGUAUCUUCGUCGGGAUUUGGCGAAACUUGUUGAUGAAAAUCCACCUGCCAUUAUGCUUCUUUUUGAGCCCAAAGGCCGUCCAGAAGAUGAAGGCAAUGAUUUUUACAUUCAAAGUAAGAAAAAUAUAUGUGUUGGCUGCGGCGAAAGAAAUCAUUACUUACGGUACCGAAUAAUUCCCUCAUGCUACAGAAUGCACUUCCCGGAACAUAUGAAAAGCCACCGCUCUCAUGAUAUUGUCCUAGUAUGCGUGGACUGUCACGAAAUAGCUCAUGCCUCUGCUGAGAAGUACAAAAAACAGAUCGCUGCAGAAUAUGGGAUUCCACUUUUUGUUCGUAAAGUGGUUGUUUCAGAACAAGCUCAAGCUAUAUCUGAGUCAUCCGUGCCGGCAACAUCUUUUGAGGAGGAAGGUGUAUCUCCUUUACAAUUGCGAACUGCUGCUAUGGCUCUUUUGCGCCAUGGACCAAGAAUGCCAUCCACGCGCCGUGACGAACUGACAGAGAUUGUUAUGAGAUAUUAUGGAGGGAGGCAAAUAUCUGAGGAAGAUUUAGAGAGUGCUUUACUGGUUGGCAUGAGUCCUCAUGAGAGAAGACGAUUUGAAAAGAAGAAAGGGCUUUCUUUCAGGAAGUCUAGAGGGCGUGUUCCUUCAGAUGCAGAGCAGGAGAAAAAUACUGUUACCAUGUCUGCAUGUGCCAGUGUUAAAGUGUCAGAAGUUGACACUCUACAUGAAUCAUGUACCAGCACAGCAGAAGCAUUUACUGGAAAAGAAGAUAGAGACAUUAUCAUAGUGAAGGAUGCUGUUGGUUUAGGCAGCAACUCUUUAAAUUCAUAUUUGGGGUCUGAUGACAAAGCUUCUGACGUUGUUCAGAACAUGGACUCAGAUAUAAGUGGAGUCUCUGAUACGCAGUUUGUAUCUGUUGUAAAUGCUGAUGGUGAUUGUGAGAGUAGUGCACAAAAUGGAUCAGUUGACGUCUACUAUGCCAGAGAUGAUGCAAUUUCCCAACCUAAACAUAGAUCAAAAAUGUCUCUCCUAGGACAUGGUCCACAUGGUAAGCAAGUUGUGGAGCAUCUGCUAAAGGAAUAUGGCGAAGAUGGUAUACGUCAGUUUUGUCAAAGGUGGAGACAAGUAUUUGUUGAAGCUGUUCAUCCUCGUUUCUUACCUUCCGGCUGGGAUAUUACGCACAGUGGUAGGAGAGACUUUGGCGAAUUUAGUGUUUACAAUCCUACCAAGAAGGCUUCUGCUGUUGCCGAGGGUUUAUGA
Messenger RNA from Prunus armeniaca (apricot), 2859 nucleotides. Lineage: Eukaryota; Viridiplantae; Streptophyta; Magnoliopsida; Rosales; Rosaceae. The record is from the annotation of a GenBank genome assembly.